UUUUGAUUUCAAUUCCAAACUUUAUAAUAACAGGGAUAUCUUUUUACACAACCCUUGCUACUGGAUCACAAAAUACGAAAUGUAUAGUGCCAAAAUGAAAUUAAUUAAAGCAACAUUAAGAUCCCAUUAUUAAAUUAACAUAAGUAGAAUUGAGAUCCCGAAAGCGUCAUCCUACGUAAGACCUCUAUUUAGGUCGACUGAAUUUAGCGUAGGUAGCAGGUCCUUAUCUAUCGUUAGUACUUUUAAAGUGCGACUGAAAAAUAAUCCGGGCCGUAAAGAGCAAGGUGAUUCGAGUGAGGGCACAGGAUAUCCUGUAGGACUCUUAAAUUUUUUACUGACUGUUUAUAGUUACACCACACCAUACUCCGUCGCAAUAAUGUUCGAGGGUGCAGUCGCCGGUAUCCUAAACCGGCUGCUAGGCAAAUAUGUCCAGGACUUGGACACGGAGAAUCUUAACGUGGGCAUUUUCUCCGGUAAUGUCAAUCUCACAGACCUCAAGCUCAAACCUGAAGCCUUGUAUGAAUUAGAUCUCCCAAUCGAUGUAAAGAUCGGCACCAUAGGUCGCAUCAAUCUUCAAAUACCAUGGUCCGGCUUGUACACGCAACCAGUUGUAGUCAACAUCGAAGACGUCUUAGUACUCGUGGGUCCAGCCAUUUCCAACAGCUACUUCGAUCCAGAGAGAGAGAAAAGACUUAUGAGAGCUGCCAAAAGGAAGAUUUUGCAAGACUUGGAAGCUGAAAGUGAAAUAUUGAAAGGACCACAGAAUUUCUUCGAGAAUCUAUUCACGGCUAUUGUUGAUAAUCUUCAGAUUUACGUCAGAAAUAUUCAUAUUCGAUAUGAGGAUUCUAUUAGUUCGAAAGACGGGCCGUUGGCUUGCGGUCUUUGCCUUCAGAGUCUUUCGAUUGAGACCACUAAUAGUAAAUGGAAGCCAUCUGUAACUCCGCCUAACGCAUUGACAGUUUACCAGAUGAUGCGCAUAGAAUCCUUGUCUUUUUACUGGAAUCCUACAGCUACAGCUUUGGAUGACAACGAGACAGCUCACAUAACACCCAUUCAGUAUUACAAUUGGAAGCACUACAUGUUGACGGGACUCGACAAGUUUUCGAUGCACCAUGAAGAUUUUGAGUUCUGUGAGUCGAUAUUUGUCACUUAUUGGAUCACUUUGUUUAAUACAUACGAACUGCGAGAGGCAAAUUAAAAGGAUAUCCGG
Messenger RNA from Diatraea saccharalis (sugarcane borer), 1210 nucleotides. Lineage: Eukaryota; Metazoa; Arthropoda; Insecta; Lepidoptera; Crambidae. The record is from the annotation of a GenBank genome assembly.